ACAGAAAGGCGGGCCAUUGUCCCGAGCAUCUAGGCUCGAAAAACGGCUCGGCGACCGCAACCCCGUCGCCUCCAUCGAACUCCGGCGGCCGCAUCCGGCCGACUCCGGCGAUUCCCCGGCGCGUCCCUCCGCCUAGUCCUGCCUGCGCUCGGACGCUCUCAUGGGGGCCUCCGAAUCGCUCCUUUCCAGGCAGCCGGCGCUGCAGCCGCGGCCGCCGUGGGCGGAUGAGAUCACGACGGUGUCCGAGGGCCGGCGCGACGACGCCGACGCCGACCCACUGAUCCGCCGCAUCCGAUCGCUCACCAUAGCUCCACCGCUGUUGAGCGGUCAGUCGGAAUCAGAGGCGGAGAGCAGCCUCACCGACAUCCUCGUCCGGAAGCCCUCCACCUCCUCCUCUGCCACCUCCGGAAAUCUGAACCCGAGUGUCCUGGGUGAGCUUUUCUCGAUGUACCGUGAAUGGCAAGAAGAGAAUGCCAAGAAAAUUAGCCGAAAGCAGGAGGAGAUAGAAAACAAGAUAGAAACGGCUGAUGCAUUGGCUGUUAAGCUUCUCCAGCGGUUCAAUUAUUCUCUUACUUCCAUGAGAUCCACCUCUCACAACCUUGCUGAAGUCCAACCGCUGCAGAUUGAAGUUGGUGAGUUGAAGGGCAGGUUAACUGAAGUUAUAAGUAAUUGCGAUGCAUUGUGCAAGCGAAUUGAUGCAGAAGGACCAGAAAGUCUGCGAUCAUCUGUUCAGUCUUUCACGGCUGGUAGAGUGGAGGCAGAAGGUAGCGGUUCACUUGACCCAAAACAAGAGUCCUAAAUUGUACAAUCUUAUAUGACUUAACUGCUGACAGUAAUGCAUGGGAAGAAGGUUCAGUAUGAUGCUUAGUAGGUCCUGGAGAAAUACAUUGGAGGCUUUACCAUGUAUACAUACUACCUUUAUA
This is a messenger RNA of Phragmites australis (common reed), 923 nucleotides long. RefSeq lists its product as uncharacterized. Lineage: Eukaryota; Viridiplantae; Streptophyta; Magnoliopsida; Poales; Poaceae. The transcript has 5 exons. The record is from RefSeq and is a predicted model, not a curated record. The coding region runs from base 161 to 799 and encodes 212 amino acids.